Messenger RNA from Tachyglossus aculeatus (Australian echidna), 585 nucleotides. RefSeq names its product putative transporter SVOPL. The coding region runs from base 235 to 585 and encodes 116 amino acids. The record is from RefSeq and is a predicted model, not a curated record. Lineage: Eukaryota; Metazoa; Chordata; Mammalia; Monotremata; Tachyglossidae. The transcript is spliced from 5 exons.
GGACACUGGACUGGGCGCCUCUUGUGUGUGUACGGCUUGGGGUUGGGUGUCUACUAUAUGCAGGUCACUGGACUGAGUGCCUACUUUAGGCGAAGCGCAGGACUGGGCCAUCUGCUAUAUACAGAGCAUCUACUGUGAGCAGGACACCAGACUGAGCGUCUACUGGGAUCCAUCCAUCGAUCAGUGGUAUUUAUAGAUCCCGCUGGACCUGAGCUGAGCCGCGGCGGGGACAGGAUGGUGGUAGAUCAGGAGGAGCCCCAACAGGAGCACCAAAGGAAACACGUCGCUGGGGCCGGGCCGGCCUUGAGCCUGGAGGAGCUGGGCCCCGAGGGCCGGGAACGUCCUGCCGCGGAGCAGAAAACCUUCACCGUGGAGGAGGCGGUGGAGACCAUUGGCUUCGGCCGCUUCCAUAUCGCCCUGUUCCUCAUCAUGGGCAGCACCGGGGUGGCGGAGGCGAUGGAGAUCAUGCUGAUCGCGGUGGUGUCUCCCGUCAUUCGCUGCGAGUGGCACCUGGAGAAUUGGCAGGUGGCCCUGGUGACCACGGUAGGUGGCCCUGGUGACCAAGGUGUUGUGGGGGUAAAAUGA